AUGACCAGUGAUGACCUUGAAGAACUGGAAUUUGGGGACGACGUCCCUCGUUUUUUUCGCAACAACCCACUCUCGGCUAGCAUGGGAGUGUCCAGGUGGCAGCUGAAAGGGAAAAGGAAUAACCGUGGUCUUAUGAAGAGGUCUGAUGCAGAAGUUUCUGGAGGAUAUAUAUAUCGAGGAAGGUCAAAUUGGAGCAGUAGUGGUAAAAAGUCUGAUUUGAUUGAGAGAAGUUUUAGGACCGGCAUGCCUGGAUAUAGAUCUACAUGUCUCCCAGAUGGCUUGGCUUGGAAUGAUCAGUCGUCCAUGAGAGGAUAUUGGGACGAUUCUCUCGAUCCUCUAUCUGCUCAGCAUCAUUUUGGUGGAAGUACCUUGUUGGAUGUGGAUUUGAAGGUUCAGGCGAACAACUACCGUAGAGACGUCCCUAUUAUCUCAAUGCAGAGUAAGCUAAAUGGACGUGCUAUAAUAGGGCACCCUAUCCAAGUUGAAGCUCUUGAAAGUGGUUCCUCAGAAAACUUUCUUCCUGCUACCAAUCAUUUUUAUCCUGAAACAUCGGAGAAUCAUAUGGCGCUUACACCCAUAUGGAGUACUGCUCGUAGAACUGCCAAUUUUCGGGUUCCACGCCCACACGUGUCCUCAGCAAUGAGUAGUGAAAGUAAACCAGAUCUUCAAGUUGUUGUUGACCAAGACAAACAAAUCCCAUUUGGACACCCUCAACAUUUGGACAGGAGAUUCCCAAGAAAUUCACCGAGGAAAAUUAAUCCGUCUUCCAACCAGAAGACAAGAACACUUUCAUCGAUUGCUUCAGAACCUAAACAUAGUAUUGAUCAUAGAAUUGGAGGCAACAAUUAUCAAGCAGACGGGCUGAUGAAAACCCAGGACGUGCCUACAACUGUAGCUUGUAUACCUGUUAAGCUGGUAUUCAGUAGGUUGCACGAGGAGUUUGAUGGGUACCAUCAGUAA
This is a messenger RNA of Olea europaea var. sylvestris, 960 nucleotides long. RefSeq lists its product as uncharacterized. The coding region runs from base 1 to 960 and encodes 319 amino acids. The transcript has a single exon. The record is from RefSeq and is a predicted model, not a curated record. Lineage: Eukaryota; Viridiplantae; Streptophyta; Magnoliopsida; Lamiales; Oleaceae.